GCUUGCUGGCUGGCUUCCGUAACAAUAACAGCCUAGUGCGCAGAAUCGGAAAAACAAACUAAGAUGUAGAUCCGGGUGUUUAGGCCCAUCAUCAUGAGGAGGAAGCAACAUGGGAGACGGGCGAGAAAGAAGAAGAGGAAACGGGAGUGCAGAGAAACAACUGUUAAGUCAGUGACAAUAUCUCAUGAACCACAGUUUGUGGCUCUAAGAAGAUGGCUGCAACAGAGAGGCUUAAGCUCCAAGCUCCUAGUACCUGCACACUUCUCAGACACAGGACGUGGACUGAUGACCUUACAGCCUAUCAAGGCUGACGAUUUGGUGAUCUCCUUACCUGAAAAAUGCCUUUUGACCACCUCUACUGUUCUAAGGAGCUACAUUGGUGAAUACAUAGAAAGAUGGAAACCGCCUGUGUCUCCUCUUUUAGCCCUCUGUGCCUUCCUCAUCUCUGAGAGACAUUUUGGCCAACGUGCAGAAUGGAAGCCCUACAUCGACGUCUUGCCCCAAAAAUACACGUGCCCUGCUUACUUCUCAGAUGAGGUCAUCAACCUGCUGCCGAGGAGUCUGAGUGGGAAGGCCCUGGAGCAGAGAGCCGUGGUUCAGGAGCUGCACUCCUCUUCGUUGGGCUUCUUCAGCUCCCUCCAGCCUCUCUUCCGUCAGCCCGUGGAGAGUGUGUUCACGUAUGAUGCACUGCGCUGGGCAUGGUGCAGUGUGAACACACGCACUGUGUACAUGGAGCACCAACACAGCCCCUACAUGUCCAGGGAGAGAAAUGUGUACGCCUUAGCCCCCUACCUGGAUCUGCUCAACCACUGCCCAGCUGUACAGGUAAAGGCGAGCUUCAGCCAUGUGAGCAGGUGCUAUGAGAUCCGUAGCGUCCAAGGCUGCAAGAGAUUCCAGCAGGCUUUUAUCUGCUACGGUCCCCAUGACAACCAACGUCUCCUGUUAGAGUAUGGGUUUGUUGCUCCUGGAAACCCUCACAGUGUGGUGUAUGUGGACCAAGGUACCCUUCAACAGUGUAUCUGUAUAAGAGACAGCAAUCAGCUGGCACAGAAGCUACUCUUCCUGAAGAAAAAUGACUUUUUAGCAAACUUGACCCUUAGUUUGGAUGGGCCCUCCUGGAGACUGAUGACCGCCCUCCGGCUGCUGUCACUUAGGACAGAACAAUACCCUUUCUGGAAGAGUGUACUCUUGGGGGAAAUGGUGAGCCAGGACAGAGAGGAGUGGAGUGUUGAUGCAGCCCUUAGGCUUUGUCACUACCUGAUGGUUGACAACACUAGAGCUCUGGACAAGAUAUCCCAACUAACAGAGAGGGCAGACGCGUCUCUCAAUGAGCAGCUAGCGGUGGUGGAAUGUCUACGACGAGAGGAGCAAGGAAUUCUGGGUCUUAACCAGGAAAUGCUGCAGAGUCUUCAGAAACAAUUGUUGCCAAGCAGAGAGAACAGCAUGCACAAUUUAGCAGUAUGAAGUUCCAGAUCUGGUCACUUUAUUUAUCUAUCACAGGCUAUGCUUCUAUGAGGAGACAACCAUGUCAGUUUCAUUAUCAGUGCAAUCAAUGGAAGUGGGCCACCAAAAGGGCACUAACUAAUGUUUCCAUUAAUUUGUCCAGUGAUUUUGUUGUCAACAUUUAGAAAGUAUAGAUAGAUGCGACAAUUGCCUGCAAGGUUGCGUUUCCAUUUAACUAUUUUGUGUCUAAUAAAAAUGUAGUGGUUGAAGUGUUUCCAUUACCCAUUUAGACAAAUUGUGCAUUAAUAAAUUGGCGACAGCAUG
Molecule: messenger RNA, 1767 nt
Organism: Coregonus clupeaformis (lake whitefish)
Lineage: Eukaryota; Metazoa; Chordata; Actinopteri; Salmoniformes; Salmonidae
Gene: setd4
Product: SET domain containing 4
Exons: 11
Coding region: 94-1464 (456 amino acids)
Biological process (GO): peptidyl-lysine dimethylation; peptidyl-lysine trimethylation; peptidyl-lysine monomethylation
Molecular function (GO): histone H3K4 methyltransferase activity; protein binding; transcription coactivator activity
Source: RefSeq, a predicted model, not a curated record